GCGCACUGAAUGUUGCAGCGCUAUCACCAGAAACACGGCCAAAAAUGGACCCAGACGACAUUGACAAUAUGGACUUUGACAUACCCGCCCAUCUUCUCAAUGCACAGCAACAGGCGGGUCCAUCAGGUUCAGGGUCUGCUCAAACUCGAUCACAACCGCGAAUGGUCGCUGUAGAUCCCUCCAUCCACGAGACUGCCAAGAGUUGGACGACAUUGUAUCCUGUAUAUCUUGACCCAACCAAGCCCCAACGUCGUCUGGCCAAAACCCUUUGUCCCUCCGCUCCCUCCGCCAUUUACAUGUCAGAAUGCGUGCGCCUGCUUAACCUCCCCGCUGUUCUCGACCCCGAGAAGCGACAUCCCGCCGAUCCUCUCGUAUUUGGUCGAAUUAAAGUGCAGAUAAAGCACUCGGCCACCAAAAAGCCACUGAAUCCGAACGUUACCAGCAAACUGGGAUUGCUGAGAGAGAUUGCAAAGAUGUAUGCUGAGGUGGAGGAGAGAAUGAAGAAGGAAGAUCCGAGGAUCGUGGCUAUGGCCGCUGCAAGCCGAAGUGAGGUGUCCAAGACAAUUCAAGAGUUGGCGAAAGACGCUGCGAAGGAGAGUGGAAGUGGUUCAGGAGGUGGCAAAAAGAAAGGAAAGAAGAAGUAGAUUGUUUGCAAAUCUAUCGAACAAAAGUUUUUGCAAUUUUCAUGCAUUUUAUUUAAUUUACUGGAAAAAUGAUGAGUUGCAUCCCAGAA
Molecule: messenger RNA, 733 nt
Organism: Spizellomyces punctatus DAOM BR117
Lineage: Eukaryota; Fungi; Chytridiomycota; Chytridiomycetes; Spizellomycetales; Spizellomycetaceae
Exons: 2
Coding region: 45-644 (199 amino acids)
Biological process (GO): SRP-dependent cotranslational protein targeting to membrane, signal sequence recognition; SRP-dependent cotranslational protein targeting to membrane
Cellular component (GO): signal recognition particle, endoplasmic reticulum targeting
Molecular function (GO): 7S RNA binding
Source: RefSeq, a predicted model, not a curated record